AUGGCCUCCCCGCCGCCGGAAUCACCGAUUCGCAUUCUUAUCACCGUGAAACAGAGACACCCUCAAAUAUGGAAAGAGGCAUGGGAACAACCAGAAAAGAUGAUAUCCAGAGUCCUGAAAUACCUCAAGUAUGACAAUUUGGUAUCGCUAAAUGAGAAGUAUGACACCUCGGACUGUCGUUUCAUCGCGGUUGAUCGCUGGGACCCUGUCGUCUUUAUUGUCUUUGACUUAUUCAACACACAAUAUAACCAUCUUGAUGCGCAUCUGGAAGGUAAGAAUGAAUUGCCCGUCAGGGUGGUUCGCAUCUCUCAAGGCGACAACAGUUACCUUAUAAAGGCAUCGGAGGCACAGCAUAUCAAAUACUUGAGUGAUGAGGUUCGGAAUCUUCAUGAAUCGCAUGGGUGGGAAGAGGGGGUGCCUUUCAGGAUCGACCAUCAUAAUGGAGCAUACCCUACCUAUUAUCAUCCGCGAGCACUACCUAAAAGCAAGGGGCACCGUGAAAAGCGCAUCCAUCAAAAUCAUUCCCUCUCUCCAAUGACGACCUACGUAGCUCUGUUACGCGGUAUUAACGUGGGUGGCCGCCGCAAGGUGCUCAUGGCAGAUCUGCGGGAGCUCCUCUCAUCCCUUGAAUUGGACCAUGUCCGGACCUAUCUCCAGAGUGGAAAUGCUGUAUUCACGGCAUCGGAACCACUAGGAGAGAUUCACACAUGUGUUGAUAAAGCCAUAUCUGAACGAUUCUUCAACGAUAUACCCAUAUUUCUCCGCUCUGGGGAGGAUGUCGACGCUCUUAUCAAGGAAAACCCCUUCGUCUCUGAAUGCGACAGCCUACCUAAAUCAGUCCAUGUGAUUUUUCUCUCAUCGUCACCGGAGGCCGAGAAGGUCAAAGAACUGGAUUCUUACGCAACGAGAGAGGAGAAAAUCGUUGCCUACGGUGAACACCUCUUUGUGCAUUUCCCGAAUGGAUAUGGGAAGUCGAAGCUCACGCCGACGGUGGUUGAGCGCAUUCUGGGGGUCUCAACCACUGCUCGCAAUUGGCAGACCAUCAUGGCCUUGCAAUCAAUGAUGGAAGACGACGCCUGA
This is a messenger RNA of Clonostachys solani, 1080 nucleotides long. NCBI's taxonomy places the organism in Eukaryota, Fungi, Ascomycota, Sordariomycetes, Hypocreales, Bionectriaceae. The record is from the annotation of a GenBank genome assembly.